AUGAGUGAUCGCUACAGAGAGCACAAAGGGUCGUCUCGAACGCGCGAUGAUUCUAGGAAGCACAAGGAGCGUGAGGCGAGGCGCACGAGGUCUCGAUCGAGGUCACCACGACGAAGGCGAGCGUCCCCAUCUGGCCACAGAGGAUCCCCCAGCAGACCAGGCCGAAGUCGGGAGAGGAACUUAGAAAAUGCUGAUAAGAGGCGAUAUUCUGAAAGUUGGGAAGAAUCAGACGAGGAAGUUCCCGCUCCUCCGCCGCCUCCUCGUAUUAGUAAAAUCUCGAUCGACUUCUCAAAGCCCAAGGCUCCCAUCAAAAUGACCCUCGGUGCUACUUCCAAGCCGGCUCCAAAACCAACGGUUGCGUCUGUGUUCAAUGCUGAUGAUGAUGACGAACCUGAAGAAAUGCCGGCAGAGGCGAGGAUGAGAAUGAGGAAUAUUGGGAGGGAAACCCCAACAUCGGCCGGUCCAAACUCAUUUGGAAAAACGAAGCAAGGCUUCUGCGAUGCCAAGAAAGUGUUUGAAAAGAAUUUAAAACAAGCCCUUGAAACGGCCGACAAGCCCUCUGUGAAGUUUCCACAAACCAUUUAUAAGAUCAAACCAUAA
This is a messenger RNA of Danaus chrysippus (African queen), 600 nucleotides long. NCBI's taxonomy places the organism in Eukaryota, Metazoa, Arthropoda, Insecta, Lepidoptera, Nymphalidae. The record is from the annotation of a GenBank genome assembly.